UAAAAAUGGGUCUACCAGGCUUGACAAGUUAUAUUCAAGAUCAUGCAGAAUAUUUUUUUAAAGAUUAUAAAUUAUGUGAUACGUUCUUGGUUAUCGAUGGCAAUAAUCUUGCGUAUCAAAUAUUUUGGCAUUAUACGAAAUCUAAUGAAGCAUUUGGAGGUGAUUAUAAUGAAUACGCUAAUUGUGUUAAAAAUUUCUUUGAAAACCUAAUGAAAUGCAAAGUAACACCAUUAGUUCUACUAGAUGGUAGUUUUGAAUCUAGAAAAACAAAGACUGUAAUGUCUCGUUUAUAUGAUAGAUAUAAAUCAGCACUUAUUCAUUUUCCUUGCUUUAUAUUUAAUAGUUCUAAUACACGUGCUUUCUAUCCUGCUUUAUUGUUUCACGUUUUUAAGGAAAUUCUGAAUGAAAUGGACAUAAGAUAUGUACAAUGUUUAUUUGAAGCUGACAAUGCCAUAGCUGGUGUUGCUAAACUUUUACAAUGCCCUGUACUUAGUCUUGAUUCUGAUUUUUUUAUUUAUGGAUCAAUGUAUAUACCGUUCAAUACAUUGAAACGGACACGAAAAAGUACAGAAUUGCCAAAAGUAUGUUCAAUUUAUAAAAUAGAGUUUUUAUUUAGUAUGUUUAAAGGAUUGGUUGAUUGGAAGUUACCCUUAGCUGCUAUGUUGAUUGGAAAUGAUUACAUAGAGCCACAGGAAUUCGAUGAUUUGUGCAAGGCUAUAGAAAAACAAGUAAUAAAGAAAAAAUUACGUUGUAAUAAUCAAAUGCAGUAUCGCAUACAGGCUAUAUUUCAAUGGUUGGCUCAACAAGAAAUAAACACUGUUAUAUCUAACAUAAUAGAUUAUGUACAUUUGGAUAGUAAAACACGAAUACUUAAAAUAAUGGAGAUGAUCAUAAAUGAAUAUAUCAAUAUACCAGAAGAUAUACUGUUUCAAUUGGGUUUUUCCAAAGAAACUAUUAAUAAUAUUACCACUGCAAGAACAGAAUUUGAUACGAUUCCUAGAGAUAAUAUAAUUAGUACGAUACAUCUCCUAUUAAAAAAAUACGAAAAUACGAAAGGUUUUUCGUUUAAAAUUGUACAGGAGGAUAUUAUUGAUCAGUUACCCCAUUGGUUUAUCGUUGAAUUUUCUAAAGGUUUUUUCCCAAAUUAUUUUAUAACUUUAUUAGCGCACAAAAAGUAUUUGUAUCCUGCACAAGCUGAAGAUUAUAAUCAACCAUCAAGUAUAUUUAUGAGCAAAAAGAUUAUUGAUGUUAUAUAUACAUUACUUAUAACAGGAUUUGAAAAAUCAAAGGAAAACUCACACAUUUUAACUAGAGGACCAGAUAAUAAGAUAAUUCAAUAUUCAUUACAAUACCUUGAUAAUAUUGGUAUUGAUAAAAUUCCAUCUCUUUUCGAUCUUAGAGAAGUCCCAUUAAAUAUAAGAAAAUACAUUUAUGAUAAUACUUUAAAUAUAAAACAAUACGAUCUUGUGAAUAAAUUUCCUCAAAAUUGGAGAUUGUAUAUUACUGCAAUAAAAUAUUGGAUAGAUAACUUAUCAUUAUCAUCUAAUAUUCAUAUAUAUGCGUUACUCUUUGCAAUGUUACAACAUAUUAUUCAUUUAAAAAUUGGUUUUUAUAAAUCAAUUACAUCAUUUAGAUCAAAAUUCAGUAAUAAGUUGAAAGUAUUAGAAAGAAAUACUCAAUCAAAAUCACAAACAUUUAAUUCUUUUUCAAUACUAGAUGAAGAAAUGAAAGUUACAGACUUAAUAAAUCAAAUUGGAGAAAUAGAUCUUUCUCCGCAGUUACUUGAAGAAAAGAGUAUUACAGAAUUAAUAAAUGAAAUUACGGAAACUGAUUGUUUAAUGUUAGCGCCAUUCUUUAUAUCUUAUAACGACAUCGACCCGAAAAUUCAACAAAAUAAAAAACUAUAUAAACCAAAGAUUGUUCAUAUAUUCACACAAUUUCAAAAUUGUUUGAAACAUAGUUUUGAUUUGAAUGCGCUAUUGGGUCAUCCAUAUGAAACUCCAAAACUAUAUUACAUGUUUAAUGGUACUUUAAUAUAUAAUCUAUAUGUUAGUUUUAAUAAACGUAAAAACGUUGAAGAUUAUAUUAAACUAAAACUUCAGAAUUCUCCAAAUUUUGCUCGUCUAUUUAAUGCAAUUUUAACUCAAGCUAAGUUACUUUUUAAUUUUCACACAAAUGUUCCUACAGGACAAAAUAAUGAUAAUUGUUAAUUAUAUUAUGAUUAUAUUUUUAAAUAUACGAAUAUACGAGAGACAGAAGAAGAAACAAAGAAAUAAGAAAAGAAUGUAAGACCCAAGACGUGAUAAGGUAGAUAAAAAGGAGGAGAAGAGAGUGACGAGACUAUGUAAAUAGGAUUGACGACAGGAUGGACGACAGUAGACUGUCGAAAGUGGCAAAAAUAGGAAAAAUAAGAACAACGAGACCAUCGGGAAGACCUCCAAAACGGUGGCAUGAAAGUUGAACAUCAGAGUCGUAAGAGCAAUAAACGCCCUGAAGAGAACUAUAUAGCUAAAAUAUAACAGGACGAAGUCCUAACAAAAAGAAGAAGGAUAUACGAAUGACUUUAUAUAUACAGAGUAUAUCAGUUAUAUAAAGUACAAUUGAUGGGUACGAGCGAGCAAGAGUGAUUCUAUAUAAAAAAUUAAUUGUAAGUCGAAAAUGUAGAAUACAAUUUUAUUCAUAGGAAAAAUAAAUUUGAAAAUUUAU
Molecule: messenger RNA, 2706 nt
Organism: Polistes canadensis
Lineage: Eukaryota; Metazoa; Arthropoda; Insecta; Hymenoptera; Vespidae
Gene: ast
Product: protein asteroid
Exons: 1
Coding region: 6-2210 (734 amino acids)
Source: RefSeq, a predicted model, not a curated record